GUUGAGGAACGAGAUGCUAAAACCGCUUUCAAGCCUGACAAGCAUGGUGCUGAAAUUGUGGAAGUGGCUGAUGACUCUGUAUCAGAAGUCUUAGAUUGGUUUGAAAGAAGUUCUGGUACUGAAGAUAGGAAAACUGAAUCAGCCAGAUCCCAAGGUGGGGAACUCAAAGAAGUGAACUUUACAACCAGAACAGUUCUUCCCACAGAGCACAGUGGAACUAGUGUGGAUAGAAAAAUGCAGGUUAGAGAAGAGUUACUGUAUGGAAAGAAUAAACAACUGAAUGCUAUUUCACCCACCACAUUUAUUUCAGAAGACAUACAACUGAUAAAAGAGAGGAGGAAACCUAAGCACGGUAGAGAGAAUGAGGAUCAAAAUGAGAAAUCCCUCAGUGAGCUUGACUACACAGGAAUUGAAGCAAAAGAAUCUGAUGAAGAAAUCAAGCAACAAAAUAAAAUAAAUGUCUUGAAACGUCAUGAACACGUGUUACCAGCUCAGAAAUGUGUAUUGGAAAAGGCAAUAAGAGCAAAAAGAAGAAUUAGGGAGAUUAGAGCAUUUUGGGAAAGGCAGGAAACUAUCCCCAGUCAUGGAGAGAAAGAAGUUGGUAUCCAUAUUAAUACAUCAGGUGGUGGUGCAAUAGAAGGUCUCAAAGAAAGCGACAAAAUAAAACCAACUGCACUAUACUUACCUUAUGGAUUAGAUGAUCAGAGCAAGAGUACAUUAAGUGCUGAAUUAAGAUGUGCAAUCCAGGCUUCAAAAAACAGACAUCAAAACUCUUCUGAGUUUGGAUCAGGCCAUGCUGUUAAAAAAACAGAAAGACCACUUCCAUAUGAGGAUAAAGUUAAUGAACAUACAAAAUUGACAAGAGACAGUGUCUUGCAGUCAGGAGUUGGUGUCACUUCAGCUUCCCCUAAAAUCAAAGAUAACAAUGGGAAAGAAGCAUUUAAAGGAAAAGUUGCUGCUUUUUCCCAACAGAAGUCCAGUUUUCAGGCUUUGUCUUUUGAAGAGAAGAGUAAUGAGAUGUCCAAGAAUCAAAUUUCAAGUCCUUCACAGUUUCAGAGUCUGAGAAACUUUUGGGAUAAUAGAGUUAAGUUACAAAAUAGCAUUGAUAGGGAAGAUGUUUCUUCUCCAAAUAAUGCUAUUAGUAAUAAUACUUUUAUAACCUAUGGCAGAAAUGCAGAGAAAGGUAAGGGCAGAGAUAAUGUGAGCAAACAAGAGUUAAGCCAACAUCAAACACAAGCAUCCCAGGAAGAAAAAACAGGGAAAUUAGAUUCUGUGGCAUGCAAACCGCCUGUGGGAUUUCUUACUUUUAGAGGUUUGAGUGUGACACCCACAGAAGGUAAAGACGCUGUCCAGCUGGUCAAAAAGCCAAUCAUUUCUCAACCCCAUGAAAAUACAGGUCUUCAAAGGCAAGAAGUUAAAGAACACAUAGAUAAAAAUAUUGUUUCAUCAAAAGAACAUCCUCCCAGAGGUUCUCAGAGGUACUCUGAGCAAAACCUUCCCAGAGAAAUCAUUGCAUAUCAACCUUCUGAAUUAGCUGUAGGGAUGAAAACGAUUGAUACCGUGAAUAAUACAGCACAAACUAAUUGUAGUGUAGAUUCAACAUGCCACCAAGAUACUGGUCUGUCUGAAGAUGUCAUCAAGACAAUAGAAAAGUCUCUUGCCCCCUCCAAGGUCAAUGGCUUGAGCCUAGAAAACCUGGUAAGGGAGGUCUCUGAAACUCCAUCUCCUAACCCAAGACAUGCGGACAGUGCAGGACAGAGGACUGCUGAAAUGCAAGCUAAAAACACCAAGUAUGAGCAAGAUGAAGAGUCACUACAAGAAAUCAGUGAGACUGUUGAGAAGUCUGUUGCUCCCUCUAAGGUCAGCAGCUUGAGUUCUUCUCUAGAGAAGCUGCUGAAGGAGGCUUCUGAAACACCGCCUCCUAAACCAAGACGUGUGGACGUGGCAGUACAGAGGACUGCUGAGAUGGAAGUUAAAAACACUGCCUGUCAGCAUGAUGGAGAAUCACUUCAAGAAAUCAUUGAGACUAUAGAGAAAUCUAAUGCCCCUACUAAGGUCAGUGGCUUAAGUUCAGCUCUAAAAAAGCUGCUAAAGGAGGCCUCUGAAACACCACCUCCUAAACCAAGGCGUACAGUACUGAGGACUGCUGAAAUGCAAGCUAAAAACACAAAGUAUCAGCAUGAUGAAGAGUCACUGCAAGAAAUCAGUGAGACUGUACAGAAGUCUGUUGUUCCUUCCAAGCUCAGUACAUUGAGUUCUUCUCUAGAGAAGCUGCUGAAGGAGGCUUCUGAAACACCACCUCCUAAACCAAGAUGUGUGGACAUGACAGUGCAGAGGACUGCUGAGAUGGAAGUUAAAAACACUGCCUGUCAGCAUGAUGGAGAAACACUGCGAGAGAUCAGUGAGACCAUUGAAAAGUCUAUUGCCCCCUGUAGGGACAAUGGCUUGAGUUCUUCUCUGGAAAAGCUGCUGAAGGAGGCUUCUGAAACACCACCUCCUAAACCAAGGCGUAUGGAUGGCACAGUGCAGAGGACAGCUGAUAUGCAAGUGGGAAACAUGUCCUGUCAUCACAGUGGUGAGUUGCUGCAGGAAACAUCUGUACUGUCUGAGGCUAAAAGUAAAGCACUGGAUAUUAAUUUCCAGAAGGUACUGAGAGAUGUCUGUGAAACACCAGCUUCUACGCUGGAAAAUAUGGAUAAGAAAAUGCAAAGUAAAAUACCAACUAGUCAAAGUAUGUGUAUGGCACGUCAAGAAGAAGGAGAUCACCCUCAAGAAAUGCAAGAAACGAUAGAAAAAACUACUGUUUCAAAUAGUGAAAAAUUCAAAGAAUUCAGUAGCUCGUUGGAAAAACUUCUUCAAGAAGCAUCUGAAGCUUCAUCUCCAAUAUCCAAAGCAUUAAGUAAACAAGAAAAGUUUGGGAAUAGGGUGUUUCCACCACAAACAAAGACUCUAGUUGUGACAGUGUCACAGCCUUAUGAUAAUGCUGUAUGUAGCUGUCAUAAACAGAAGACAGCUAUCAAGAAUGGAGUUCCAGAACAAAAUGUAAAAGCUUCUGUAGAUGAUCUCGUAACUCCUGAAGUGUCUGAGCUCCUUAAAAUAGAUGGGGCUACUAUUAAAAAAGAACAGAGAAACACACCUGCAAUAGAUCUUCCUUCCUUGCAAGGAGAGACCAAUACAGCGAUCAAGCCAUUCAAGAUAAAUGAAGUAGGAAGGAAAGGUGAGAGCACAUCCUUGGAUGCUUCAGAAGAUAAUUCACAAUUAAAAGAACUGUUGAAAUUGAGAAGAACAAGCACACCUCUUAAAGAUGAGAGCAGUUCUCCUCAGCUGGAAGGAGCUCAGUUCAGCUUGGCCUUUCAGCGUGAAGAUAAUGAUGAAGAAAAUGGUGACAGCUUGAAUUUUGGAUCCCAGCUUUCAGAUGAAAACUCUGAUUAUUAUUCUGGAACCGGAAGUUCGACUCGUUCAGAAGAAGAGUUAAAUCCUGUUUUGAUGGCUUUGAAAAGGAGUGCAGAUAGGAAAAUGCCUUCCAAAAGUCUAGAGGACAUUCCAUCAGCUACCUCAAUCUCCACAGUGCCUUCACAGCCUGAUAAGCCGUUUUCCAACCCUGAAAAAGUCAAAGGACUGAGCAAGUCAGUACCAUCAUUCCUACAGGAGGAGAGUGAUGAAAGAGAGACAGAUACAGCAUCAGAAAGCAGUUAUUCCUUUGGCAGAAUCAAGAAGAGUCCCAGCUCUCUAACCAAUCUUAGCGGUUCUUCUGGCAUGGCCUCCUUAUCCUCUGUGAGUGGAAGCUUAAUGAGUGUCUAUAGUGGAGACUUCGGCAGUGUCGAUGUGAAGGGGAACAUUCAGUUUGCUAUUGAUUACGUAGAACAACUGAACGAACUCCACAUUUUCAUUUGCCAAUGUAAAGACCUGGCAGUUGCAGACGUCAAGAGACAGCGGUCAGACCCGUAUGUGAAGACCUACUUGCUUCCAGAGAAAUAUAAGCUGGGCAAACGGAAGACCUCAGUGAAAAAGAAAACUUUUAAUCCAGUCUUCAAUGAAAUACUGCGGUACAAAAUUGAGAAAGAUCUCCUAAAGAACCAAAGCCUUAAUAUCUCUGUCUGGCACAAUGAUACCUUUGGGAGGAAUAGCUUCCUUGGUGAAGUGGAGCUGGAUUUAGGAAAUUGGGACUGGAAUGAUAAAUCCAACAAGCAGAUCAACUGGUUUCCACUCAAGCCUAGGACUUCAGCAAUGGCUUUUGAACUAGAAAACAGAGGGGAGAUGAAACUAGCCCUCCAGUAUGUUCCACAACCUGUUGGAGGAAAGAAGAUUCUGUCCACUGGUGAGGUCCACAUCUGGGUGAAGGAAUGCCGUGAUCUUCCUCUUCUGAGGGGCAACAGACUCAACUCUUUUAUUAAGUGUACAAUUCUUCCAGAUACCAGCAGAAAAAGUCGCCAGAAAACAAGAACGGUGUCAAAAACUACAAACCCAGUAUUCAACCAUACCAUGGUCUAUGAUGGUUUUAGACCAGAAGAUUUGAAAGAAGCCUGCGUAGAACUCACAGUCUGGGAUCACAACAAACUUGUCAACCAUUUUCUGGGAGGUCUCAGGAUAGGCCUUGGAAUAGGCAAAAGUUAUGGAACUACAGUGGACUGGAUGGAUUCUACUUCAGACGAAUCUGCCCUGUGGGAGAAGAUGAUAAAGUCGCCCAACACAUGGGUGGAAGAUACACUACCUCUCAGGAUGCUUAUGGUUGCAAAACUGACAAAAUAAGGGCUUUCUGAUUGCUAGCAGCAAAAAGAAUUCUUGGGAAUGGAAUCAAAAGGUGUGGUGGUGAAGCUUGGAAGAGGAGCACAGUAGCUCCUUUUAUAGUCUGUGUUCUGUGGCUGUUCUGUUUCUCUGCUAUCAAGUGUCACUUCAUAUUUCAAGUUACACUUCUGCCUGCAGAUCUAUGCAAAUUAAAGGGCUAGUUCUUCUUCACUGAAAAUAUACUCGAGUAAGAAUGCACCUAGCAAUUGAGAGGUAGAGGAGUCUGUGAUACCUGAAUGCUUGUGUUGCCUAAUUUAAGUGUUGCUUAUUCCUUAAAUCUAAAUUGCUGAAAGUGUGUUCUAAUUGCAAAAAAAAAAAAAAAAAAAAAAAGGAAAAGCAAGUAAACUUGGCACUUCCUGGAUUGUUUGUGAAGUGUUUUAAUGACUCAUUAGCAACAGGUGGCAUUUUGUUCAUGCUUCUCAGCAUCCCUCUACAGCUGAAUCCUCAUUAUGCUACAUUGGAUCUCUCCAGCAAGGACUGUGCAGAAUGUUUUUUUUUUAAAUAAGUCCCUUUACCUGUGGUUGUACUUUUAUAUGGUAUAAAGUUGCUUCUAUAAUGGAAGAAGCACUACUUGAAGUGGAACUGUUGACAUCUUAUUCUGCAAGGUGCAGAGGACUCUUAAUUCCAGUUUACUAGGAAAAACUAAGUUUAUAAAGUUUGCUUAUACAUUUGUUCAUCACCUUGCUAAUAAAUCAACAUUACUUUUAAAUAUUGAAGGCACUGGAGUCAAACUUGUUCAUUCAAAUGCUACUCUAAAGGAUAUAUACUUGCCAGUUUUAAUGAUGAUUAAAGUAUUGGGUAUUUAUUUUGUAAAGUGUACUCAUUAUCUGUACCUGCAUCUGUUAGCUUGUUUUGCCAAAAUCAUUUCUCUGUUCUUCAGCGCCACCGUUAGGAGAACGCUGGGAUUAUGGCUGGUCCUGGUUUAAAGAGCUCUGCAGCACAUGAAAUGGGACAGGGAUUUGUCACUUGUGGAAACGCAUGCCACUAAGGGAAGAUAAAUGCAUAAAACACAAAGGGUAUUACUUAAAAAAAAAAAAUAAUAAUAAUAAAAGCAGCCUUAAAUGGAAUUAAAUCUAAA
This is a messenger RNA of Centrocercus urophasianus (Greater sage-grouse), 5863 nucleotides long. RefSeq names its product synaptotagmin like 2 (gene SYTL2). The record is from RefSeq and is a predicted model, not a curated record. Gene Ontology annotation, biological process: exocytosis; intracellular protein transport. Gene Ontology annotation, cellular component: plasma membrane; exocytic vesicle. Lineage: Eukaryota; Metazoa; Chordata; Aves; Galliformes; Phasianidae. The transcript has 11 exons. Gene Ontology annotation, molecular function: small GTPase binding; neurexin family protein binding. The coding region runs from base 235 to 4749 and encodes 1504 amino acids.